AUGAGUGUUCCUACAAGUCUGAUGUUCUUUGUAAAAGGUUUAUUGAACUUUGAUACCGGUGUUACCGAGCACUUUAAUGUGCCGAUGGAUGAUGUUGACAUGGUGAUGGCGUCGCUUGAGAACGCAAUCGCGUCGACGGGCGGAUUCUGCGUCGGACGCUCAUAUGUCGUCGGACAUCAGCGACUCUCGGGACUCGGAUAUUGUUUUUCGGCGUCACUUCCGCCGCUUCUCGCUACUGCCGCUUCCGAAGCGUUGGAAAUUAUCAAAGAGCAGCCGGAGCGCGUGCAAAAAGUCCAGAAUAUCGCCAGAAAAGCUCAUGAGGACCUUCGAGAGGUCUUAAAGGGAACAAUGUUUGUGAUACAAGGGGUCCCCGAGAGUCCGAUGAAGCACAUUUAUUACAAUGAUGUUAGCGAUGACGAAACCGCGAAUCGAAAACUCGACGAGUUUGUAGAAAAGUUAUUCAAUGAACACAAUAUAAUGUUGACACGAGCGCGAUAUUUGGAGAAGGACGAAAUGUUUAAAGUGCGCCCCAGUGUACGAAUUAUGUUCCAAUAUGAUUUGACGGAAGACGAUAUCAAGAAUACUUUGGACGCGAUUUGUCAAGUCGCCAAUUCGAUUUAA
This is a messenger RNA of Caenorhabditis bovis, 621 nucleotides long. NCBI's taxonomy places the organism in Eukaryota, Metazoa, Nematoda, Chromadorea, Rhabditida, Rhabditidae. The record is from the annotation of a GenBank genome assembly.